This is a messenger RNA of Micromonas commoda, 584 nucleotides long. RefSeq lists its product with no specific name. Bases 21 to 524 code for a protein of 167 amino acids. The record is from RefSeq and is a predicted model, not a curated record. The transcript has a single exon. NCBI's taxonomy places the organism in Eukaryota, Viridiplantae, Chlorophyta, Mamiellophyceae, Mamiellales, Mamiellaceae.
CGCCACCCACGGUCGAAGCCAUGUUCGCCCUGACCCGACCCGCGCCCCUCGCGCCCGUUCGCGCGCGCCCGGCUUCCACCCGGCGCAUCGCCAAACGCGCCCCCGCCGCCCCCCGCGCGUCGUCCCAGGACGAGGAGGCCGCGGACUCGUCCGCCUACCGCGCCGCGAACAGCGGCGACGACGAGCCCGCGGGGCUGAUCGGGAAGCUCGUCAGCAACCUCCCCGACGGUCGCAAGGCGUCCGCGCCCGAGUCGUACGGCAGCAGGCCGAAGUCCAAGACGCUGGAGGAGGGGAGGUACCGCAGGCCGCCGCCCGAGCGCGUGGGCGGCGUGACCGAGGACGCCGUGCGAGGGGACGACUACGAGGUGGUCGACGGCCCGUCGUUCGGCGUCGGCACCUUGGUCGGCGUCCUCCUGGCGAUCGCUACGCUGGGAGGCGCGUACCUCACCGUGGAGAAGCUGCAGCAGGGGCCGGUGGCGCCGAGGGAGGGAGCCGUCAGGAUGCCCGCCACCGACCGCUCCUAAACGCACGCGCCGGAGGAGUCAUUAGCACCGGGGAAUAAAAAAGGAACACUCUGACACACG